AUGCAAUGUAGGCAGCUGCUUGCAGCUGGCGAUGUCGAGGUGGCGCUAUCGUACCUGCAGGAUGACCCUCUCACUGCCGCCUGUACGCACUUUCGCGACGGCAGCAACCUCUGGCACGUCGCCGCCGCCAGCGGCCACCUUCUCCUGCUGCAGGCGCUGGCGGACCGCCUCACCGCCCUGUGGCCCACACCGGGGGAACCCACAGGAACCCACCAUGGGGGGCAACAACAACGACAACAGCAGCAGCCUGAGCAGCAGCCUCAGCCCCAAUACGGUGCGCCGUCAUUCUGGCGGCUCUCGAACCCCUUUCUGCGGUGCAGUGACGGUUUCCGGCGCCGCGGCCCGGACUCCCGCCCCCGCCUGCCACUGGCGGCGCUCGUCAACGCACCCAACGUGCUGGGACAGACCGCGCUCAUGGCGGCGUGCAAGGGCGGACAUCCCGGUUGUGUGCAGUUCCUGCUGUCGAUGGGCGCCAAUCCCUGGUAUCGAGACCGCGCCAACUGUACGGCACUUCACUACGCCACUCUCCACGACCAGGGUCCUGCCAUCGAGGCCCUCCUGCAGCAUCAGGCCAGCGCCCGGCCCCCCCCGGGGACCCGGCAGAGCUUCGUGCGCCUGGUGGACGUGCCGAACUUCUGCGGCUACACCGCCGCGCACUUCGCCGCCGUCGCCAACAAGCCGCGGGCGCUGGCGGCGCUGCUGGCCUGCGGAGCCAACAUCGCCGCGCGGUGCUGGUCGGAGGGCAGCGACUGGAUCAGCGGGCCCCCGGGCUCCACCCCCCUGCAUCUGGCGGCACGGCGCGGUGACGUGGCGCUCUGCAAAAUGAUUAUGAGCCAUUACUUGGAGGUCCUACGGGACAGCGGCGCCCCUGAUCCCCGGUUGCAUGCGGACGUACGAGGUGUACGACCUUACCAGAGGGCGGCGGAACGGGGCAGUCGGGGGCUGGCGGAGAUGCUCAUGCCGUCGACACCUUUGUCGUACAUCCUAGGGUCCUUGUCCCGAGCGUCUUCCUUCGUCAACGGCGCGAUUCAAUUUGUACGGCGACAGUCCUUGCGCCCUUUGGACAGCUUCCGACGGCGCCUGCGUGCAUCCGGAAGGGGGGCUCAGGCCCAGGAUGGCUCACAGCAUGAUAGGGCCACAUCACGGCGUACGAGCACCGUCGGCGGCGCCUCGGAGACGGCAGCUGGCGGCCUGAUUAGCCUCAGCUGCUAUGACGGGGCCGCCAUCGGUGGCGGCGGCGGCGGCGGCAACAGAGUCGGAAGUGGCGUCUACAGCCAAUUUUCUCACACACCGCCGCUGCAUGGCGGCAUGCCGCCAGCUGGCGUACAGAGACCGAUAUCGUGUACGACAAUGGCGUCGGCGUCGGCAGCAACGAUGCCUGGGAUAGCGAUUGAGCACGGUUUUAGUGCCGAGACCGCCGCGAUCGCUGCCGGUGGCACGGCUAUUACGGCUGCAGUGACGGCGGCGGCGGCGGACGCCGCAAGUCACGGCCUGGCGGGCAGCGCCGCUGGCGCUGGUGCUGACGCAGCCGCUGGGCUGACGCCAUCGUUGGCAGUGGUGGCAGUAGCAAAGACGGCGGCGGCGGCGGCGGCGGCGGCCCUAUCCGGGGACAUCUCUCCUGUAAGAGGCAACUCUUUCGAUUCGGACACCCAUUUUCCGUACCUGCCUUCUCCGCCGUACCACCUUGUGCUGGCCACCGACGGCGGCCGCAGCGGCGUCACAGAGAUACGACCCGCUGGCGCCGCCGCCGCCGCCGCCGCAGCGGCGGGCUGCGGCGACGUCCAUGCCGACCCAGCGAACACUAACGCCAGGGCUAGUGCGCUAGUUGGUGGCGCCGAUGGCCCGACCACCGUCGGCGGUAUUGCCGGCGGCAGUCCCGCGAACGAAACCAAAACAGCCUUUGCCCCUUUUCGGACGUCGUACUGUCCCGUAUCCCUGCCAGUUUCGCUGCCGCCGCCGCCGCUGCAGCAUCCGUACCCGUCGCCGUUCGCCGUGGCGGCGCUUCAGGCGACGCCGCUAGACCGGUGCUCUGGCGCAUCUCCCGGCGGCGGAAGCCCGCGAUACAGCAGCGUCAGCGGCGUUGAUGUCGACAUCUGCCGCAGCCUGAGCGGCUGGUCGCCGCCGCUGCCCGUGCUACUGCCCCCGCCGGGAGCCUCUCUGGGGCUACAGCCGAUCCAGGAGGGACACCCGACGGGGCUGGCUGCCGCCGCUGGCGGCGGUGGAGGUUGCGACGGCUGCUUGGCAGGAAGGUUGAGUAGACGCGCGAGCAAGUACGUGCUGACACAGCCGCCGCCGCAGCCGUCGCCGCUACCGCACCCCGGCCCUGAUGACGAUGUCGGCGGGCGAUCCCCACCUGCCCUCCCUUCCCGCGGGAGCAGCUGUUGGCAAAUUUCGGGGGAUUCUGUACGGCGGUGGGGCCUGCACGGCGGCUCCCCGGCCGCGGCUACUGCCGGCAUGGGUGGGGACGAUCGCGUCAUCGCGAGAGAGUACUACAUGACGGGAAGGGCUGUAGCAGGCGGCGGUGGCGGUGGCGGAAGCGAUCCAGCGGGUGGCAGUCCUCCGUUGGGAGUCUUUCAGCUGCCGGUCGGGUUGGGAUGGGAGGCGUACGGCAGCGGCGGGGUCGCUGGCGGAGGCGGCAGCUACGGCCAGGUCAUCGGUCUGGGUGUUGCAGCUACUGCCGCCAGCCGGGCCGGCAGCGGAAGGCUGCGGGUGUCAGCCGAGUGCUCCAGGGAGGUGACCCGCAUGGUGGUGACGCAGCCGCCCUCGUGUCCCUUCUGCCGGGGUGUCGUACACGGCUUCGGGCUCUAA
Molecule: messenger RNA, 2808 nt
Organism: Volvox carteri f. nagariensis
Lineage: Eukaryota; Viridiplantae; Chlorophyta; Chlorophyceae; Chlamydomonadales; Volvocaceae
Exons: 10
Coding region: 1-2808 (935 amino acids)
Molecular function (GO): protein binding
Source: RefSeq, a predicted model, not a curated record